AUGGCAUCUACAGGUAGAGUACGAAUUGCGGUAAAGGGUUCCACCAUUUACGACUCGUAUCCGCUCAGUCUGCGCACGUUCCUCGCGGGCCCGUCGCCAGCUUUUGCACACGCUGUUCCGCAUUCAGGCGAAGACCCAACAAUGACUAUAGACGACGAUGGCGACUUUCUUCGUACUUUACAGCAUACGUCCUCAUCUGUGAAUGAUACUAUUGACCUGAAUGACGGAGUGAUGAGAUCAACAACUACCCCUGACCCUACGGAACUUUGCAGUACAUUUGGCAAACUUCGCAAGGAAAUUUUUGAAACAAAAGAACGUUCAAAGGUUUUAAGUGCAUUACGUCAUCGUGGUAAAGCGGCAAAAGAUGCGUCCAAUAUGAAACAACGAGUACCGAUACGUCCAAUUGCUUCGUCUACAUUUACAGCUGAUGACGUACUUCGAGCUGGUACACUUACUAAACAAGGAAGUUGGCGUCGGAACUGGAAAUUGAGGUUUUUUAUCUUACGUAGUGAUUGUCCGAGUUUAUGCUACUUUCGGUCCGAAGACAAACUGGAACUAUUAGGUGAAAUUCCUAUCACAGAAGACACAAUUGUAUUGGAUCGUAGUGGGGGUGGCCACGCUCCGUUUCGAUUUCAGAUUCGAUCGGAUGCUUAUACACUUCUUCUUGAAGCAGAAAGUCGAGAAAUACAAAAACGAUGGAUUGAUUCGUGCCAAGAACUUGCAGAUGCAAUUCGAGCUUCGAAAUUUUCUGUUAAUGCGAGUUUUUCCAAUACUUUUGAUACGAAACGAUCGUCACUUGGAAGAGGAGGAACAACAGCUGGUUUCAGACCUACUGAUAUGUUGGAAACAAGUGCUUCGUCUCAGAUCUGGGACGAGACAGAAAGUAGUACAGUCAUGGACGGAACUGAGCGACGUCUUACAGGCAGUAGGGCCAGUGGUUCUACGAGAUCAACGACACGACAAGAAAAAAGGACCUGUCAACUCUAUGAUUUGUCCAUCUCGGUACUUAUGGGUCGACGUAGCAUCUUGGCUCGUUCAGUUGAACAUUUGGACAAGGACAAGGAUCGUACAAGCUGUUUUGUGGCAGUAAGUGGCUACAUUCGCAGCAGUAAGACGUUUGUGGAACUUGGAGCAACAGAUGCAGUCAAAUUAACGACAUUAGUUGCUGCUUGUGGCGCAGCUUCAGGUGCAACAGGAGAACAAAUUCCCGUGCCGUUUUCUAUCGUUAUGACUGCAGAGCUUGAACGUUACGAUCAAUUGCGGCUGACGUUGUGCAAGUCGCAAUUGACACAGAGUCCAGGGAACAGCCAAGGAACAUUUGGAAUGGGUCGUUGUUUACUGGAUGAUCAGUUGCUUGGCUCAAUUCCUUGUGCUGUACAAAUCACAGAAAGCAGUAGCAUGUCAUCGAGAGACUCCCUUGUAGCCAAUACUCCAAUCCCGCAGCAGAAAAAGCUGAACACUGGAGAGCUUACUAGGCCGCUGCCGGUGGGAACUGGAUCGCUGCCGAUUCUUGCUGCUGACAGUGGCAGCGUCCAGUUGGUGGUGCAGGCAUUUCGCUCCGUGCCGCCACAAAAUGUGCUCCCCACGACAGGGGUCGACAUGGCUAAUGCCAAGUACCUUAUUCCAUCAACACUAGCUCCUGGUCGGGAGACUACUGGCAACAUGGCAACCGGAACGCGUCUCGACUUAGCUGGUGGCACCCGUGGCAGCGACAUGCGUACAUUUAUGGAAAACGACACUUUUCUCUCGAGUAUUGGGUUGUGCACGUUGAAUGAGGCUCCUAGUGGUAACCUUCGGUUCGUGGCAGUGGACGAGAUUUUACGUGUACCGCGCAGCACAUUUGCAUUGCCUGUGGCGUAUUUGGAUUUUCUCGAGGAGCAAGCGUUAGAGCGCUUUCGGUGGAUACAGAAACGGUUGCAGUCUAAGGCUGUUCACCCGCGCGACGAUGAGCGACUUAACAUGGAGCUUGAAUUCUUGCGUAAAAAGCAGGAGGAAUAUCUUAAACAGCGCCAGUUCCUUAUUCAGCAGGAAAAGCGAUUACUGGACGAGCAAAAAGAUGGUAAAUUCUUUUUGGCGGCUAAACGCGCAGGCAUGGUCUCAGCAAACGAAAGAGAAGCAGUGGCAGCAGCAAACUCAUCUGUGGCAAUUUCAGCAUCAACGGGAGGUGGAGAGAUCAUUGAGGCGGUGGCUCCAUUCAAGCGUAGCACGUACAAAAAUUUGAAUCUUUGGCAGUUUCUGCCUACCAACAUGCAGGACCAAUUCCUCUGCACGUAUAAACCACCUACGCAGAACAAUCAAUGCCGCAGCGAAGCUAGUACACCUCUUUCGUCGCGGCCAUUUGUGUGGCAUACGAUGACUAUGGGCUGUCCGGCUGCUCACACUAAGGGUUUCGCUAAUGGCGGCUUUCCAGCUUCGGUUCCUAUCAUGACCGUGUACCCUACCGGUCCAGCAGAGGAUGAAAUCCUAGACAGCAACUAUGAAGGCGAUUUUCAGAGCCCGACAUCACCGUCCUCCAAAGGAGGAAAAGGCAAUGGGACGGCAACCCAAGCAUCACCAGGUGAUGAUUCUUUGGCUGCGUUAAAGCUACGUCUUGAGCUACAGGACCGUUUGACAGUAAUUGGUAGUCAAAUUUUGUCUGCUACAGCGGCUUGUAUCCUUGCCUCGCUGGAUCUGGCGCUCAGCGGGAGCGCUCUGCAUCAAGCACAAAUUGACCGUGCCCCAACGUUUGGUUUUCUCAUGAAUUUUGAGUCGCUGUUGAGUACACAAGGCAAAGAAUACGGUAUGCUCGAGGACUUUGCUGCUGGGGCACGAUGGUUGCGCAACGUAUUUAUCCAGUUCCGUCGGCACGUGGUGACGGGUACCUUCUUUUCAUUGAGAAAGUAUUCUCCACCGGGGUCCCACGCGAACGAUAACAACUGCUUGCUGCUGACCAUGGGUAUCGAUGAAAACCACAUGUCCGUACUGCCACAGUCUCUAGCCUCGGGCGAUGACGUUGUCCACGUGCGUUGCGUGUUGUUCUCCCAGGGAGUGAACGAGAAGCAGAGUCUUGUGCAUGCUUACAAGUCUAGCGCCGUCAAGCUCCAGGAGCGCAUCAACCAUGACAACCUGUUGGAACUGAAGCGCAUUUAUUCGUUGUAUCGACAAUUACGGUCCGACGAAACCGAGAACCGUGUGCGCGAAAGCCGUCGACUCCGAGCGAACAAUGGAAUGAAAUAUGCUGCCACCAGUGACGCCGAUGAAGCUGUUAUGGCUGUUGAUCGACACGAUCUCCAAGCUUUGGAUGAUCUGCUGGAUCAAAUUGAGCAUCACAUUUGUUCACCUACGAGCCAGUACAAGAAAAAUGUGGCACUGCUGAUGGAUUCCUCAGACUUUUGUAGAGCUCUAGGGGGUGCACGUGUUACGUGUUGCAAAAGUGGCAAGGAUCGGACAGCAAUGUCAGUGACAUUGGAACAGGCGAGAUUAUUGUGUGCAGAGCUUCAAGCGUCUCAAGGUGCUGCACUAUGUGCUAACAUGCGACUCUAUGGUGUACGUCGUCGCAACGUUUUAAUGAACACCAAAGCCGACAAGUUUGCCUUCAAUGAGAUGCAACGGAAAAUGCUGCCCGACUGUUACAAACCACCAGUGGGUACAUACAAAUCUGGCAAGACAUGA
Molecule: messenger RNA, 3651 nt
Organism: Peronospora farinosa
Lineage: Eukaryota; Oomycota; Peronosporomycetes; Peronosporales; Peronosporaceae
Source: the annotation of a GenBank genome assembly